GCGACGCCCCGACAACGGUUUAUAUCACGACGGCAAGCCUCGACCAUGCUCGCCAAGCUCGGCGCGCUCUGCCUCCUUAGCGCAGCCUACUUCCGCCCGGAAGCGUGUCUCUAUGGCAUCUCUCUUGUCGCCUCGGCGGCCUCGAUGGACGUCGGCGACGUCGCGGCCUCGCCCCACAGCGCGCUCUUCGUGCGCCUCGUCCUCACGUUGGUGGCGUUCACGACGGCAGUCGCCCGGACGCGGGCCAACUACCUCACGCUGCUGGCGCUGCUCGUGUGUCUCCAGACGUUCUGCCUCCAGCUGCACAUGCAGAACGAGACGUACGAGGCGCUGCCGCUGACCAAGCCGGCGCAGCUCAUCUUUUUCCAGAUUCUCGCGACCAUCACGUUUAGCCUCGUGCUCGCGGUCGGGUACUUUGCGCCGCUCCCGCUCUCGCAGCGCCAGCUCUACCGCAAGCGCCUCGUUGAGUUUUACAAGACGCACAACCCGGACAAGCUCGACGAGGUGGACACCAUUUUGCGCCGGUACCGCCACCACGAAGAGGUCCUCUUUACGCGGCUCAAGAAGAAGUACAUCUUGCACGACCCAAUCGACGCAAGCGACGAAGAGAGCGACGACGAGCACGAAACGUCGACGGACGACGAGCCAAAGACGUCGAUGGCCCAGUACGACAGCGAAGACGACGCGACCAACGAAGCCGACAAGGACGACGAGCCCAUGGCGCCGAGCACGCCACCGCCGUCGACGCCGCAAGCUCGUGCCGAUACCGCACCCCGUGUGCGCACAGCCAUGCAAGAGGUCCAAGCCGCCCAACAAGCACGCAUCGAAGAGCGCAUCCAGCGGCUCAAGAAGGCCAAGGCCUAGUUGCGUGCGUGCACAGCAGUCUCUCUCUCGUCACACGUCUUUUCCCCACUGUUUCUUGUCACAGCGGUGGGUGUCAUCGAUAUUUUUGACGUGGGCGCAUCACGUGCCCGCUAC
Molecule: messenger RNA, 978 nt
Organism: Saprolegnia diclina VS20
Lineage: Eukaryota; Oomycota; Saprolegniomycetes; Saprolegniales; Saprolegniaceae
Exons: 1
Coding region: 46-864 (272 amino acids)
Source: RefSeq, a predicted model, not a curated record